AUGUCCAAAGAAAGCAAUCGGGACGUAUCACCCGACGGGCUCGACCCUUCACCUCCGUAUCUCGGACAGAACGGAGGUAACGGGAUUGCACUUCGGACACCACUGCGAGACUUUCGGCAAUGGUUCGGCGGACCGGGAGUGACCAUCGGCCCUCGCAUCACUUCAUUUGUUGUGCCUUCGGUCGAAUCCGACUCUGAAGCCAGCUCUGAGCUUGUCCAAAAGCAGAUCGACAGCGAGGCAAAUGCGGGCAUCCAGUAUCGCACAUGCAGCUGGCAAAAGACGGCAGCCUUGCUUUUUUCCGAGUAUAUCUGCCUGGCCAUCAUGAGCUUUCCUUGGUCAUACAGCGUACUUGGACUUGUGCCUGGCCUCAUCUUCACUGUGUUUGUCGCACUUAUAGUGCUAUACACAUCACUGGUUCUUUGGGAGUUUUGCCUACGCCACCCCGAAGUUCGCGAUGUUUGCGACAUCGGACAGAUGCUUUUCUGGGGCAAGAAAUGGGCCUGGUAUGCCACGGCCGUCAUGUUUCUGCUCAACAACACGGGCCUUCACGUACUAGUGGGAGCAAAAUAUAUCAAUACGAUGACGGGUAGAAGUGAUUCAGUUCAGUGCCAGACCGUUAGUUUUGGCAUCAUCGUUGCCAUUGUCUGUUGGCUGUGUUCCCUCCCUCGAACCUUUAGCAUGUUGAGUAAGCUCGGGACGGCAUCGGCUGCUUUUACCUUUAUCUCGGUUCUCCUGGCUACCAUCUUUGCCGGCAUCCAAGGAGACCCAGCGGGAUUCGAUCCGAGAGACUCGUAUACUACCUCGGCAGGGGUGGCCAAGGUUGGCGGAAAUCCAAUCGUCACGGCCUUCCCGACAGCCAGCACCACGUUCGUCAUGGCUACUACUGCCUUCCUUAAUAUCAGCUACACGUUCAUUGGCCAGAUAACGCUGCCAAGCUUUAUUGCUGAGAUGAAGGACCCUAGAGACUUUCCCAAAGCCCUCUGGGCCUGCACCAUCGCCGAGAUCUUUGUCUUUAGCAUCGUUGGUUCCAUCAUUUACGCCUAUACGGGUAAUCAGUACAUGACAGCGCCAGCCUUUGGUUCGCUCCAUGAUGUCUACAAAAAGGUUUCGUUUUCCUUCAUGAUACCUACAAUCAUCUUCCUGGGAGUCUUGUACGCCUCGGUCUCGGCACGCUUCAUCUUUUUCAGGUUAUUCGAUGGCUCGAGGCACAAGAGCGAACACACUGUGGUGGGCUGGUCCGCCUGGGCUGCGAUUCUUUUCACAACCUGGAUUCUUGCCUUUAUCGUCGCCGAGGUCAUCCCUUUUUUCUCUGAUCUCCUCUCCCUCAUGUCAUCGCUGUUCGAUAGCUUCUUCGGCUUCAUAUUCUGGGGUGUCGCCUACUUUCGCAUGCGCCGUGCCGACCGUCGCAAAAAUCCCGAGGAGCCACAGACAGCCACGGGAAUGGCUCUCAGUGCGCUCAAUGUCUUCAUCAUCCUCAUUGGCGUAUUCUUCCUCACCGUUGGCACCUAUGCCACAGUACAAAGCAUUAUCGAUUCGUUCCAUUUAGGCGCUGUUGGGACCGUAUUCACAUGUGCGAGUAACGCUCUUUGA
Pyricularia pennisetigena is the source of this 1590-nucleotide messenger RNA. RefSeq lists its product as uncharacterized. The record is from RefSeq and is a predicted model, not a curated record. NCBI's taxonomy places the organism in Eukaryota, Fungi, Ascomycota, Sordariomycetes, Magnaporthales, Pyriculariaceae. The coding region runs from base 1 to 1590 and encodes 529 amino acids. Gene Ontology annotation, biological process: amino acid transmembrane transport. Gene Ontology annotation, molecular function: amino acid transmembrane transporter activity. Gene Ontology annotation, cellular component: vacuolar membrane. The transcript has 8 exons.